CUUGCUGCCUAACGUAUUUUGACAAAGAUUCACAAACAAACAAAAAUACCCGGAUAAUACUGGUACCUAGCGAACAGUUGCCAGUGAAUUUGACAGGUGAAGGGUGGAGCGGCGGUGGACAACUACGAUAUAUUAGUUUUAUUGGCGGAACUGCAUAAUGUAGGGCAGACUGACAACAAGAAGCAGCGGUUGCGUUGAUGACAAUGACAGCUUGAGAGACCGCGUGGUUUUAUUGGCCGACGUUAUCUAACAGCAUGUGUCAUGCAUGUGGUUGGGGCUGUAGGCUGCACUGUGUAGAGCAGAACCCGGCCUGGUGCUACUACUGCUGCCGCCGCCGCUGCUUCUGACCCGACCCGGUCCGGCCCAAGCCCAAUGUUCCCUAUGCUAACCCUUCUGAGCAUGUUUUACUAUAUCUGUCUGCGGCGCCGGUCCAGGAGCGGGACCCGAGGCGAGGUUCUGAACAGCCGGAGGGCCAUGGAGUCCAGCCAGAGGUCCCUCCCUCUGAGUGUAGAGGUGGAGCAGUACGCUAAGGAGGUGCUGGACUUCAGCUCGCACUACGGCAGCGAGAACAGCAUGUCCUACACCAUGUGGAACCUGGCUGGCAUGCCCAACGUCUUCCCCAGCUCCGGAGACUUCACGCAGACCGCCGUAUUCCGCAUGUACGGAACGUGGUGGGAGCAGUGCGCCAGUGCACCCCUCCCCUUCCGCCGGACCGCCCUCUCCUUCCACAGCCAGGACUACAUCGAGCUGGCCUUCGAGGAGCCCGUGUACCCCACCGCCAUCGAGGUACUGGAGACCUACCACCCCGGAGCCAUCGUCCAGAUCUUGGCCUGCUCACUUAACCCCUUCUCCCAGAACCCACCCGCUGACGUCAGGUGGGAGGUCCUGUGGGCGGGGGAGCCCUCCAAGGCUCUGACCCCCCAGGCGCGGCAGUUCUCCCCCAGCAUCAAGCAGAUCAACUUCGCCACCAACCUGAUCCGGCUGGAGGUGAACAGCUCCCUGCUGGAGUACUACACCGAGCUGGACGCGGUCAUCCUGCGGGGCGUGAGGCAGAGGCCCGUGCUCUCGCUCUAUAAGAUGCCCCUGAUCGACAUCAGCGACUUGAGCGACAGCGAGGAGGAGAGGGAAGCGGCCGAGGCCAUGAGUGGCAAGAGCAGCACUGGAAACGGCUACUUCGACAAACUGCCCUAUGAGCUGAUCCAGCUAAUCGUGAGUCACCUGACCCUGCCAGACCUGUGCCGAUUGGCUCAGAGCUGCAAGCUGCUCCAGCAGCACUGCUGUGAUCCACUGCAGUACAUCCAGUUGAGCCUGCAGCCGUACUGGGCCCGUCUGACUGAUACCUCACUGGGAUACCUCCAAAACCGCUGCACCCUGAUCCAGAGGCUCAAUCUCUCAUGGACCGGCAACCGUGGGGCUGUCACCGCAGCCGGAUUCUGCAGCUUUGUGAAGGCCUGUGGCAUGGGCCUGGUGUGUUUGGAGCUGGCCUGCUGUCACUUCCUCACUGAGGGCUGCAUGGAGGUGAUCGCUCAGACCUGCCCCGCCCUGCAGGAGCUCAGCCUGUCCUCCUGUGACCGGCUUCACCCCCAGGCCUUCGCACACAUCGCCCAGAUGACCUCCCUACGUCGCCUCAUCCUCUACCGCACCAAGGUUGAGCAAACAGCCCUGCUCAGCAUUCUGACCUUCUGUACGCAACUGCAGCAUCUAAACCUGGGGAGCUGUGUGAUGAUCGAGGACUACGACGUGGUGGCGAGCAUGCUGGGCGUCCGCUGCCGCUCGCUGCGCUCCCUGGACCUGUGGCGCUGCAAGAACCUGACGGAGCGGGGCCUGACGGAGCUGGUGAGCGGCUGCGGUCUGCUGGAGGAGCUGGACCUGGGCUGGUGCUCCACCCUGCAGAGCAGCUCCGGCUGCUUCGCGCAGCUGGCCCGCCGCCUGCCCCGGCUGCGCAAGCUCUUCCUCACCGCCAACCGUACCGUCUGCGACUCGGACAUCGAGGAGCUGGCCGCCCGCUGCCCCGCCCUGCAGCACCUCGACAUCCUGGGUACGCGGAUGGUGAGCGCGGCAUCCUUGCGGAAGCUCCUGCGCUCCUGCCCCCGGCUCCUCCUGCUGGACGUGUCCUUCUGCUCUCAGAUCGAUGCUCGGACGGUCCAGGAGCUCAGCGCCCUGUUCCCCGCCGUUGCCAUCAAGAAGAGCUUCACUCAGUAAGCGCAGCACUGCAGAGACACCGGGAGGGGGCGCUCCAAAGCCUGAGUCAGGCUCCCCGCGACGACCGACAAAGACCAGGCUCAGCAGACAGAUCCCCUUUGGCUAAGGCUGGGGUUAGGGUUCAGCCAUUAACGGAUGAAGACAAAGAGGAGGGAAGGCUGGGAGGUCUCGACUGACCGUUUCAUUUACUGCAAACACGGCUCGACUGCCACAGUUUGCCUCUUUACCAUACUUUAUAGAUUGACUUCUGUGUGGAUCUGAAUCUCAGGGUUGUUUUUACUUUCCUUUGUUUUUUCUUACCUGGAGCAGAUGGACUCAUGUGCUCUGUCUUUCAGAGAGAAGGAUCUGUCAGAGUCUCUCCAUAACACUCUUCUUUUCCACCUUUUUUUAAAAAUGUGAUGAAGACCUUGGAAUUCAGAUCAUGGUCAAAUUAUGAUCAUUUCAGUUCACUGUUUAAGCACUGAUGUUAAAUGUGGGAAAAAAUAUAUAAUUUACCUAUUGGGUGUGAAUGAUAUGAUGCAUAUUGUUAUAAUUUUUAUUAUUUAUUAAUCUCGUAAUGGCUUCUUGAACAUGUGCCGGUAUGUACAGAAUCGGAGGUGCAAAUCCAACUGUGACCUGCUGUUAUGACGUGUACUGUGCCUUAUAUUGAUUGAUAUCUGACUGAAUGUGGUGUAGUUUUGCCGUCUGCUUGUAGUCAUGAUUACACUGCAACAAGUUUGCCCUGCACUCUACCAAAGCAAUAGGCAGGUCACACUUAGAAUGCCUCAUUUGCAAAGAACUAUACUGUGACAUCAUAGAAAUCAAUGUCACAGACUGCCUAUGCAGGAGAUAUUGUUGUUAGAAAUGAGCUCUUCAGCUAUUUAUAAAGAAUGGAACAAACCCCGAAGUUCUACCUGUGGCCAAUGGACCCUCUUUAUGAGCAGUUUUAGUGUGCCGUGUUCCAAAGGUAAACUGCAGUGCGUUGGAGUGACGGGAGAUGAUUUCCUCAGGUAUAUAUAUAUUAAUAUAAAUGUGCUACAGCCACAUAGACUUUAUACAUACAUGCACACACAAGAGAACACUAACACAGAGACAAAUGCAGGAACACGCUAACACACACACAGAUGCAGAGGAUCAGAAAACACGCACACACACCUCCCUUAGCGGAGGGGUGAAAAGCUCCAAACGAGGAGACGUUUUUUUUUGUUUUUAUUAUUGGAUUUAAGUGCUUUGAUUUUAAGUAAGCAAAAAAGUAUUCUCUUUGUAUUUGCUAUCGCAAUGAUUGUCAUUUCCUGUGUUUUUUUGUUUGUGUGAGAAUCUUUUGUGCCAUGUGUAGGUCAGAAAGUGAUGUAAUUCAAUUCGAAUUUUGUUAAAAGGUCACAAGUGAGAACGAGCUCCAGUCACUAUAGAACGAUAACCAUUCAGCAGCAUCUGAAGACCGGGGAGAAAGAAGGUUGUUGGUUUUAAUAAAGCGCUGGCGGGCAUUGUCUCAGUGUCGCA
Molecule: messenger RNA, 3681 nt
Organism: Anguilla rostrata (American eel)
Lineage: Eukaryota; Metazoa; Chordata; Actinopteri; Anguilliformes; Anguillidae
Gene: fbxl4
Product: F-box and leucine-rich repeat protein 4
Exons: 8
Coding region: 373-2202 (609 amino acids)
Biological process (GO): SCF-dependent proteasomal ubiquitin-dependent protein catabolic process
Cellular component (GO): SCF ubiquitin ligase complex
Molecular function (GO): protein binding
Source: RefSeq, a predicted model, not a curated record